AAUCUACUGCGCUAACAGUGUUUCUCUGUGUGCUCAGUGAUCUCCGCAGUGAUCUGCCGCUAAAUGAGCGCCACAUUGAUGAGAACCUGCUGGCGGCUCUGGUGACGCCGUGCGGCUGCUUGAGCGCAGGACGCAGCGCAGCGACGUUUCUGUUUUUUUCCUGUUCCUCCUCACAGCGGCUCGAACUGACGGCAGAUCCACCAUGGAGACCAAACCGGUCAUCACCUGCCUUAAAACCCUGCUCAUCGUCUACUCCUUCGUCUUCUGGAUAACAGGAGCCAUCCUGCUGGCGGUGGGAGUAUGGGGGAAGCUGAUGCUGGGCCCGUACAUCUCUCUGAUCGCCGACAACUCCACCAACGCCCCGUACGUCCUCAUCGGCACCGGCACCGUCAUCAUCGUCUUCGGCCUGUUUGGAUGCUUCGCCACCUGCAGAGGAAGCCCAUGGAUGCUGAAGCUGUAUGCCAUGUUCCUGUCGCUGGUCUUCCUCGCCGAGUUAGUGGCAGGGAUCUCUGGAUUUGUGUUUCGCCAUGAGAUAAAGGGAACCUUUCGCAGAACAUACACCGACGCUGUCCUGAACUACAACGCCGAUGAUGAGGCGAGCCGUGCCGUCGACAACCUGCAGCACAAGCUGCGUUGCUGUGGAGUUUAUAACUACACCAGCUGGUCUAAGAGCGUCUACUACCCCUCCAACGGCAUUCCUGCCAGCUGCUGCUUCAACUCCUCCGACUGCAACCCUGAAGACCUCCGCAAUGCAACUCUAGCUCCGAGCAAGGUCUUCCACCAGGGCUGCUUUGAGCUGGUCACUUCAUUCAUGGAAACCAACAUGGCCAUCAUUGCGGGAGUGACGUUCGGCAUCGCCUUCUCACAGCUGAUUGGCAUGUUGCUGGCCUGCUGUCUGUCCAGGAUCAUCACAGCCAAUCAGUAUGAGAUGGUUUAGCUGAUGUGACGUGGCAGGGAGAUGAAGAGAAGAAGAGACAAAGUGUCUCGACACAUGACCAGAGUAAAUUCCCCUGAAACGCUAUCACACAUCUGAUCUGGAAUUUACCUCCCUCCAUCUCUCUGCCUGUGAUCUCCAUGUAAUAUCUUAAUGUACCUUACUGUAAAGCACCAUUCCUCCACUCACUGCAGCUGCAUCCAUGCUUCCAGUACAUCAUCGCAUCGCCGCUUUGACGUAGAAGUUGCUCAUUAGUGCAUAUCUGGGAUCAGUACAGCCCACAGCGAGCAGGUAGACCGGAGCCGUCUGAUUGGACGGCGGCGUUGGUCUCAGAUGGGCGAUCGGUCGCGACUCGGCUUCUCGGCUGGUUGCAGCAUGCUCCACCGAGCGUCAUCAGAAGACCACUGCACAUCUCUGUACAGAAUGACAUUACUAAAAGCUUGAAAGUUUCUUAGAUAGGUUUAGUUUUGCUUUUGACUUUGCUAUCGCUCAUCACUGUAUAUUCCUACGGUUGUGACAUUUUUGUGAAUUGAUUACCGAGGGGGAUGUUUUCAGUUUAUAUGAAAUAUAGGGGAGCUGAGAGAGGAGAGAAAAGGGAGAGUUGUGCAGAGUAUUUUUACCUGAAAGAAAGAACGAUAUUUUUUUAGUCCAAAUUAUUUAAUUUAAAUGAAUGACACAUUAUGUGGUAAGCUGAAUAUCCGUUUAAGCUCUAAUCUGGAACAAAUACACAAGAACACACAAAACAAAUGCAAAUCUUUGCUGUAAAAGCUCCUUGAAAUAAAGCCGAACUCUACAUUCACAGCCUUUAAAUACACCUGAAUUCAUUCUUUAUGCUUUUAAGUCCAUUUUAUGGGGAAAAGAAACAAACAAAUGGCUUUAGUUGUGGAGUCUGAAGGCCUGGUUACACCAGCUGCCACCUACAGAGCAAUAAACAGCUCAUGAAAAUACAGAUUUCUCUUUGUUGAAACUGUUUUCUACUUAGACAGAGGAGGUUGAAAUGAAUCUGCAACACAGCUACAACAAAAAGCACAGUUUCCUACAUUUUGUAACCUCAAGGAUCAGCACUACACAUGUCAAGUACAAAACUCAGAUCCCUUAAAAACUCAUCUGUGCAUGAGAAUGAACAAUUUGCAAUAGAAUAGUGUUGCUUUUUAACCGACAACUAAGUGAGAAAAAGAUGUUUUUUACCUUGCUAAAGAGCAAGUUAAAAAGUAACGCUAUUCUCAAGUAAGAAACGACAUAAUGAAUAUAAUCCAUCGACCAAUUUGCAAGUUUUUCCUCAUGAAAGUCAUCCCUUCCUGCACAGCUACACUCUUGCUCCCUUUUUUAACUACACAUCCAUUGUUAGUCUGCAGCUCAAGCACACCAGCUCACCUCCAACUCUGCUAAAACACUGUAAAACUACUCGUCACUACACAAAGACAAGUUGUAAUAUUGGAGUAAUUCAGCCACACAUGUUUGAGUUGCACCCUGGAAUUUGCGUUUACUUCAUAAAAAUGCAUUUUUGAGACUUCUUUGCUGCAGUUUAGAGGUGGAAAUCCUCAAUAAUGGCAUUGAUGCGUAAUUUGAUCAUAAAAAACACAAUGCGGACAUGUUAAGAAAAAAACUCUGACGAAAUUCACGGAAAUCUACUUUGCCUCAACGAGGUAAUCUAAUAUUUGCUGCCAUUACAAUAAAUGUAGUUUAUUUAGCCGUAAAAGGUUCAUAUGCUGGUGUGACCGGGCCUUUUCAGGCUUUCAGUUAGGCCUCUAGUAAUCUUUACAGUUAGCCAACUUAAAGUUCACUGUCGCUGAAGGUGUUUGUGGCUGGAGAGGCCUCACCUGAGGGGGCGAGAUGCACUGAAAUCAAGCACAUGGUUGCAACGGGCACAAUUUCAGAUGAAAAGAAUAAAGGAGAAAGAUUGAGGCACACAUAUAAAUAAUUGUGAAGUAUAAUUGUCAGCCCUUCAAGUUCUGAAGUUGAAAAAUGUGCACAGUUUCUGGAUGCUGCUUGAUGAGCCAACAAGUAUUUAACCCUCCUGUUGUCCUCAUUUAUGGGCACCAAAAAAUAUUGUUUCCUUGUCUGAAAAAAAUCCAAAAAUUCAGCAAAAAAAAUCCCCAAAUUUCUGAAAAUUUGCAAAACCUUCAGGAAGAAAAUUCCAAUAAUUCCUUAAAAGUUUCCCUAAAAAGUUCUAUUGAAAAAAAAAAAAUCCCCCAAAUUUGGCAAGAAAAUUCUUGUAAAUAUUUUCUAAAAAUCUUCCAAAAAAUCAUAAAAUUAUCUAAAGUGAUUCCAUAUAUAUCAGUAAAACUUCUAAUAUUUUCUUUAAGAACAUUCACAAAAAAUCAACCAAAAUCCAGUGAAAUUCGCUGGAUUUUGGUUGAUUUUUUUGUGAAUGUUCUUAAGAAACAUUUUUAACAUUUCUUUUUUUCCACCAGAAAUGUUCAAAGAUUUCCCAAAAAAUGUCGAAAAUGUGGACAUCAGGAGUUUCACUGCGAAUUUUUUUUCUCCACAUUUUCAAACUUUAAACCGGAUCAAUUUUGACAGGAGGGUUAACAAAUAUUGACACCUAAGUAUCUAAAGUAAUGUUCUACUACUUCUUUUUCAGUUUUUUUGCGACGGUCAGUAUUCAGCUUUAAAAACACUGGCUGAAAAUCUUGUUUUUGCUGAAUUUUACUAGUUAAAAUACAGCAAAGCAACCCUUUUUUCAGCCUUCGAGGUUCAUAUCAGAUCAUUAGUGUCAUUAAUUCUUUUCUCCCGGUGGAAUUUAAAGCCAGCGGUUUGUUACAAGGGGAGCAGUUGACAUUAGCGGGACUCAGACGGCGUUCAUCUCGUAUUUACAGUAUUCUGUGUAGUGCAUCGACAUGCUGCCAUCAUCAUCAUCACCAUCUGUAGAUAUGUAUUGGAAAAUGUAAUUUAUAUGAUGUAAUGUUUCUCAUUCUAAUAUGCUAAUCAGUAUCAGUGUCGUGUCACGGUUUUGAAUCCACACUUUGUGCUGUUAACCCGUAUUUGUUUAAUAGUUUAUAGGAAACUCGCACUGGAAAAAGUACUUGUGGCUGAUGUUUUCGUUGAGAGUAACGCGCAACAUGUAGCCGUUUGAAUUUAGCUGUAUAUUUAUCAUGGUUUGGUUGGCAUUGGGUUUACAGUUUCACCAAGUGAUUUUCUAUCUCUCUUUCAGUGUGUGUGAGAUUUAGUUUCUUUAUCUACUAUAACCCUGAGUGUGUCUAUUUCUUGUAUGGCGAGGUGUGUGUGUGUGUGUGUGUGUGUGUGUGUGUGUGUGCGUGCGUGCGUGCGUGCGUGCGUGCGUGCGUGCGUGUGUGUGGUGUGUGUGAGAGAGAGAGCGAGCGAGCGUGUCGACUUUGUGGAUCCCGUUGUAUUCAACUUUGGUCAGUAUUAAGUUGUGGCUUUUUGAAAGUUCUUGCUUUGAAAGCUGUACAUUUAUUUAGUGAAUGUAUGUUUUCCAGCGCUCUGAAACUCUUACUUUACCUUCUCCGAACUGAUAUUGUUGACUGUAAAUACUAAAUUGUAAUACCAUCUAGCUUACACAUGGGGUCACUAGACACUCAAGAAGUAUUUCACCAUGCUGUCUACUAUUGACUAAGUCACCAUCAGUGGUCUUAUUAUCAAUAAAUAUACAGAAUAACAGUUCA
Molecule: messenger RNA, 4560 nt
Organism: Amphiprion ocellaris (clown anemonefish)
Lineage: Eukaryota; Metazoa; Chordata; Actinopteri; Pomacentridae
Gene: tspan7
Product: tetraspanin 7b
Exons: 8
Coding region: 203-937 (244 amino acids)
Cellular component (GO): membrane
Source: RefSeq, a predicted model, not a curated record